Messenger RNA from Neodiprion fabricii, 470 nucleotides. RefSeq lists its product as uncharacterized. The record is from RefSeq and is a predicted model, not a curated record. The transcript is spliced from 2 exons. The coding region runs from base 180 to 470 and encodes 96 amino acids. NCBI's taxonomy places the organism in Eukaryota, Metazoa, Arthropoda, Insecta, Hymenoptera, Diprionidae.
AGAAGCCGUAUUCGAAUUCGACUCGGUAUCGCAGCGCUGAAAGCUCGUCAGUCCGCGACGAAAAGCCGACGAAGAAGCUUUCUCAGUAGGCAAGGAAAAAUAUCUUACAUGCUAACCGGAAUCGUGAGGCAAAGGUACACCGGAAGUUCCGGUUCCGUGAUGAUCCAGGUAGCAGAGCGAUGAAGAAGCGGGUUCGCCUCGAAGCGAAGGAGCCAAAGGAGAACAAGGAAGUGAAGACCGGGAGAGAAGGAAGGGAAUCAAGGCAACAGGACAAAGGCCAGGACGCAAUCGCCCUCGAGGACGAGGCCCAGAACGAGGGUUUUGCCGAGUGGCUUCGGUCCAGCAGCGGAGUCGAGCUGAUGAGGCUCUUCGUAAUCGCGAAUUCGCUGGUCGUCUUCGUAACGAUGGCCUGGCCGAACAUGCAGGAGGCCCUCUACAUCGUCAAGGAUUUCAUAAUGGGCGACGAGUAG